AUGAAGCAGCAAAUUCGAGAAUACGAUUGCGGGGAUGAGGAUGCAGUACGACAAUUAUACUGGGAAACAGCACAGCAACAUCGGAAUCGACACAUUUUAGACGCCUUGCUACGACGACGAGGUGCACGCCGGACUUGGCAAGCAGGACUCGUGGGUCUGCUGAGCUUACACUUGGCAAACGACAGUGGGCGCGCCUUACUCAUGUUGGAACUGGCGCUUUGGAGCGCAGGUGUCGGUGUGGGGUGGUAUAUGUGGAUACGCAACGAGUGGCAGCGCCAAGUCGCAAAACAUAGUGCGUGGAUGGCCGAGCGGUUACAGGAAAUAAAGCAGAGUCAUGCAAAGAAUAAUGCGUGGGAGGAACACAAAAAGAAAAAUGAGUUGGUGGGAGCUGUGGCACUGGAAUACCAGCAGGAGGAGCACGAAGGCAGGAUACGAAAUUUGACAGGUGUCGAGUCGAAAAUUGAACUAGCAUUGGUUCGAACAGUGAUCGAAUUCGCCCGGCGUCAAGACAUCAAGGUGAUUGCUAAAAGCGGUGAUGAUACAAAUGCUUUGCACAACCUUCAAAUCCCUCCUCACGAACCUAUCCAUCACCUCUUCUCACCAACCACCUUGGCCAAUGAUCUCUCCUACCUCACAUCGUUAACUCGUCUUACACUACUCGAUCUUUCACACAAUCGACUGGAAACACUUCCUUCGUCCAUUCGCCAACUGAAGCACCUACGUCAACUCAAUCUCGCCCACAAUCGACUUGCCGAGAUCCCUAAUGUCAUUCCGAGUUUGAAAAAACUUACUUAUCUCGACUUGUCGUACAACAUGUUUAGCGACGUCCCACUCAGCUUGUCGAUGUUGAAGCAUCUGUCAUAUCUAGACUUGUCGUAUUCACGUAUCGAUGCUGUGCCAGCUGAGCUGUUACGACUGUCUAUUGCUACCAUCAAGACCGAAGGAUGUCCUCAACUACAAGAAAAGGUGGAGGAAUUCACUCAUUCCUUGGCUCACAAUCCACCGAGUUUGGCGGAAAUUUGUGCUCGGCAGCUCGCACCAGCAGCAGCAGCAGCACUACCGCGUGGGAAACAUAAAAAACAAAAGAAAAAGGCAACACAACAGGAGCCGCAACGGGAUUUGCCUGACCAUUUGCAAAAUUAUCUCGGCCAAUCGAAAGCAUGCUUUUACUGUGGUGAAUCCUACUUUGACAACCCGGUAAUACGGUAUCGUAUUGUGCAACAGCACGAUGGCAGCUGCAUACCUGUACGAUACAAUCUAUGCUCGGCCCAUUGGAGUGACGAUCAGGAUAGGCUUCUGGCACUCUUUUCGCGAAAUUCGUCAUAA
Molecule: messenger RNA, 1326 nt
Organism: Zychaea mexicana
Lineage: Eukaryota; Fungi; Mucoromycota; Mucoromycetes; Mucorales; Lichtheimiaceae
Exons: 5
Coding region: 1-1326 (441 amino acids)
Molecular function (GO): protein binding
Source: RefSeq, a predicted model, not a curated record